AUGAACUGUUUCUGCUGGGCCUGUUUCUGCUGGACCUGUUUCUGCUGGGCCUGUUUCUGCUGGGCCUGUUUCUACUGGGCCUGUUUCUGCUGGGCCUGUUUCUACUGGGCCUGUUUUCUGCUGGGCCUGUUUCUACUGGACCUGUUUCUGCUGGGCCUGUUUCUGCUGGGCCUGUUUCUGCUGGGCCUGUUUCUACUGGGCCUGUUUCUGCUGGACCUGUUUCUGCUGGGCCUGUUACUACUGGGCCUGUUUCUGCUGGGCCUGUUUCUGCUGGGCCUGUUUCUACUGGGCCUGUUUCUGCUGGACCUGUUACUACUGGGCCUGUUUCUACUGGGCCUGUUUCUGCUGGACCUGUUUCUGCUGGGCCUGUUACUACUGGGCCUGUUUCUGCUGGGCCUGUUUCUACUGGGCCUGUUUCUGCUGGACCUGUUACUACUGGGCCUGUUACUACUGGGCCUGUUUCUACUGGGCCUGUUUCUGCUGGACCUGUUACUACUGGGCCUGUUUCUGCUGGGCCUGUUUCUGCUGGGCCUGUUUCUGCUGGGCCUGUUUCUGCUGGGCCUGUUACUACUGGACCUCUUUCUGCUGGACCUGUUUCUACUGGGCCUGUUACUACUGGGCCUGUUUCUACUGGGCCUGUUUCUGCUGGGCCUGUUUCUACUGGGCCUGUUUUGCUGGACCUGGUAA
Molecule: messenger RNA, 687 nt
Organism: Oncorhynchus kisutch (coho salmon)
Lineage: Eukaryota; Metazoa; Chordata; Actinopteri; Salmoniformes; Salmonidae
Product: cytochrome c oxidase subunit 3-like
Exons: 1
Coding region: 1-687 (228 amino acids)
Source: RefSeq, a predicted model, not a curated record